Molecule: messenger RNA, 288 nt
Organism: Geodia barretti
Lineage: Eukaryota; Metazoa; Porifera; Demospongiae; Tetractinellida; Geodiidae
Source: the annotation of a GenBank genome assembly
AUGGCCGCCUACAUCAUUGCGACGAUUGAAGUUACCGACCCCGAGAAGUUUGAGGUCUACCGCGGGCAGGUCCCCGCCACUAUCGAAAACCACGGCGGCCGUUACCUGGCCCGUGGCGGCGAGGUGACAGUGGUCGAGGGCGACCAGCCCACUCGCCGCACCGUCAUUCUGGAAUUCGACAGCCUCGAAAAGGCCAACGGCUGGUACUACUCCGAUGACUACGCCGGCCCCAAGGAACUGCGGAUCGCCUCCACCAUCUCCAAUGUGACGAUCGUGGAAGGGGUCUGA